CUGAAUGCGCCAUAUAAGUUCAUUGUUACCAUCACGACCAUCCAGGCAAUAACAAAUAAAAUUGUUGUUCUUCCAAAUUCAAAUUUAAAGUAUUCCAAAAAGAUUUGGUUUCAGUGAUAAAUUCUCUUAUUAGAUAUUUUUUUAUGCUUAAAUAUGUUUUUAUCAUACAAAAUAGCCGGAUAAGAAAUCUUUACCUUUCAGUGUUUAUAAACUUAACCAGGAGGAUCUCUGUCCCAGAAAAGAAACUAUUUCUGCCAUACGUAUUUGGUAUUCAGGUUAAUAAAUAAAAUGAGCUAUACUAUAAGAGACAUUGUUGAGGAUACACAGAUGGCAAGAGAAUAUGCACUGUUGGGGAAAUAUGAGAACUCUUUGGUGUAUUUUCAAGGAGCAGUUCAAAGAAUCCAUAGACUUUUAACUACUAUAACAGAUUCUAUAAGAAAAGAAAGAUGGCAACAAAUUCAGCAAACAAUUGCUGAAGAACAUGAAGCAGUUAAAGAGGUCCAAAGUGUGAUUUCUGAAUUUAACACAGAACUGAGUAUUGACCGUGCUAUUUCUUCGAGACAGUCUUAUAGUUUAUCAAUUCCUUCUGACAUUUCGAUUUCUUCUGAUAUGUGGGGUCCACCUGCACCUAGAGAUCCAGAUGUUUGGCCUCCUCCUACACCCGUGGAACAUAAGCAUGGUCCACCUAUUCGCCCAGUUCGAGCUACACGAAGAAAUGACCCUCCUUCUAAAAGCAGUGGAACAAGAAGUGGUCCUAGCAGUAAUAGAUCAAAUCAUGAAAGGGUUACUAAAAAAGGUUCUGAUUCCAAGUCCAGAAAAGAUGAUAAAAACAAGAAGGAUAGCAAAAAAGAUGAAAAUAAAGAAGAUAAGGAAGAUGAGAAAAAAUUUGAUGGCUCUGGUUAUGAUAGGGAACUUGUAGAGAUGCUGGAGCGAGAUAUUUUGCAGAAAAAUCCAAGUGUUCGCUGGGAUGAUAUUGCUGAUCUUGAGGAUGCCAAGAAACUGUUAGAAGAAGCAGUUGUUCUUCCCAUGUGGAUGCCUGAUUUCUUUAAAGGCAUUCGUAGACCUUGGAAGGGUGUGCUGAUGGUGGGACCACCUGGAACUGGAAAAACUAUGUUGGCAAAGGCUGUAGCUACUGAGUGUAAAACAACAUUUUUUAAUGUGUCUUCUUCCACUUUAACUUCCAAAUAUCGAGGAGAAUCAGAGAAGUUGGUUCGCUUGCUGUUUGAAAUGGCAAGAUUUUAUGCUCCAAGUACAAUAUUUAUUGAUGAAAUUGAUUCUCUAUGCUCUCGAAGAGGCACUGACUCUGAACAUGAAGCCAGUAGAAGAGUGAAAUCUGAAUUGCUUAUCCAGAUGGAAGGCAUAACAAGCACUGAAGAUCCCAGUAAAGUUGUGAUGGUAUUAGCAGCAACUAAUUUUCCAUGGGAUAUUGAUGAAGCUUUACGUAGAAGAUUGGAAAAAAGAAUAUAUAUUCCUCUUCCAAAUGCUGCUGGUCGAGAAGCUCUUUUAAAGAUCAAUUUGAGAGAAGUUGAAGUUGCUCCGGACUUGGAUUUAGAGAAUGUUGCAAACAGCUUGGAUGGUUAUUCAGGAGCUGAUAUUACUAAUGUUUGCAGGGAUGCCUCUAUGAUGGCAAUGCGUAGAAAAAUUGCUGGAUUAACACCGGAUGAAAUUAGAAACCUUCCAAAAGAAGAAUUAGAACUACCUGUAAGCCCAGAAGACUUUAAAGAAGCCAUUAAAAAGAUAAAUAAGUCAGUGAGCAAAGAAGAUCUUGAAAAGUAUGAGAAGUGGAUGGCUGAAUUCGGCUCCACAUAGAUGAAUUAUUUAUUGCAAAUUUUAACUAUUUUACUCUCAUUCCUUUUGUUAGGGUUGGCUAACAACAGCACUAAACUAAGGUAGAAUAUCUGUGAUUUCGAUGGAACUUUAUUUUUUGAAAGAGUUAGCUAUUUUUGCACUUUUAAUACAUUAAAAAUGUUUUCUUUUUACCUACUUAUUUUUGUUUCGCAAUUUCUUGAUGUGUCUAAUAAAGAACUAUUUAACUAUU
Molecule: messenger RNA, 2038 nt
Organism: Parasteatoda tepidariorum (common house spider)
Lineage: Eukaryota; Metazoa; Arthropoda; Arachnida; Araneae; Theridiidae
Gene: Kat60
Product: katanin p60
Biological process (GO): microtubule severing
Cellular component (GO): microtubule cytoskeleton
Molecular function (GO): microtubule binding; microtubule severing ATPase activity; ATP hydrolysis activity
Source: RefSeq, a predicted model, not a curated record